UCGAGAAUGACUCAGUCGCACCACCAUCAAAGAGUGCCUGCUCUCUUCUCUCUACCGGAUAUUAUUCUCAGCACUCAGCCAAGGAUUUCUCCUUAAACACUAUUGAAGAGUCUGUAACCCAGCAGCCUACCAGCGAUGGCUGACCCAAAGCCAGCUGCAGCCAACACCAUUCUCAACCCCGAGGCAGCCUCUUUCACUAUGCCCUCCACUGGAGGAGAGACUCUUCCCAAUGGCACGGCUCAAAGUGCCCAGCCAACAGCUGUGAAUGGAAUCGAACAGACAAAAGAUUCCAAAAAAUCAAAACCCCGGCCUGAGACGACCCCUCGAACGACCACAGAACAAAACGUAGCCGAAGCAGGAGCAGGAGCGAAGUUGACUGGCGCGCAACUGAAAAAACAGAAGGCGGCUGAAAAGGCAGCAAGAAGAGCAGAAAAGGUUGCUGAGAAAGGAGCUCAAGCGGUGGCUCAAGCACAAGGCCAGGGCGUACCAUCAGGAACAAAACCAGAGACGCAGAGACGGCCAUCAACGACGAAAAGAGAAAGCGACACAGGUCCGCAUCAUAAAAGGACGCCCUCAGGCAAGGCUUUGCCCAUCCGAGGCGCGACCCAACAACAGCAACAACAGCCUCAAGGCUCGACAGUUCCGGAGAAAGAGAAGCGUCAGGAACUCAAACGUGUGCCAAUGUUCUCUCACCUGUAUCCCAAAGAAAAGAAAGCCACAUUAUCCGGAGCUGGUCGAGAAAUACAUCCCGCCGUAAUAUCACUAGGGCUACAACUCCGCGACUACGUGAUCUGCGGCGGCAAUGCACGUUGCGUAGCCACCCUCCUGGCCUUCAAGAAAGUUAUCCAGACCUAUACUACUCCUGCCGGCGUCGCGCUAUCUCGACAUCUCCUCACUCAUCUCAAUCACCAGAUCGCGUACCUCCGCAAUGCGCGACCUUUGAGCAUGAGCCAAGGGAACAGCAUCCGAUGGUUGAAGAACCUGAUCUCCACGCAACCCGUCGAGGCCACCGAUAGCGAAGCGAAGCAAAGUCUGUGUCGGGCUAUCGACUUGUUCAUUCGUGAGAGGAUCACGCUAGCUGAUGAAGUGAUUGCCCGGGAAGCCGGUUCGCGGAUCCAAGACGGAGACGUGAUUCUGACAUACGGGAAGAGCAGUAUCGUGGAGAAAACACUCCUCACUGCGCAUCAGCAGGGGAAGAGCUUCGAUGUCAUUGUCGUCGACUCGAGACCUAUGUUCGAAGGCAAAAACCACGCACAGAGCCUCAUACGCGCAGGUCUCAAAGUCCGCUACACUCUACUGUCUGGCCUAGCCGAUGUCCUUGACAACCAAUCGGAAUCAGUCACAAAAUGCUUCUUGGGUGCCUCAGCGAUGCUGGGUAAUGGGAGGCUGCUCUCUCGUGCUGGCUCGGCGAUGGUUGCUAUGAUGGCCAAGGAAUCGAACAAGAACAAGGGCCGGAACGUCCCUGUCAUUGUCUUGUGUGAGACGGUCAAGUUCACAGCGAAGGCAGCGCUCGAUAGUAUCAUUAUGAAUGAACUAGGCGAGCCAGAUGCAUUGGUGGAAACUACUGAAGUUGGGAUCUUGUCGUCAACGAAAGCACCUGUGGAAGCCAAUGCGGCGGGGAAAGGCGCCAACAAGAAGCCGAAUCAGCAAAAGGACAAGAGGGAUGAAGACGAUGGGGAUGAGAAGAGCAGCUCGUCGAAUACUAGGGGAUUGGAGGAUUGGAAGGAUCAACCGAAUCUGUUCCUACUAAAUCUCAUGUAUGAUGUGACGCCAGCGGAGUUUCUGGAUCUCGUGGUAUGUGAACUGGGCAGUCUGCCGCCCCAGGCGGUGCCGGUGGUGAAUGGCGUGCAUGGAGACGACCAAGCCUUGGCUUGACGGCUGCAGUUGAUGGCUCUUCUUCUCCUCUUUGGGAUUUUUUUCAUGUGAAAUCGACGGAUCGAUUUGUCAUGGAGAGCAUGUCAGACCUCCAAAAGCAGGCGAUCUUACCAAGCAGUGCAGGAAUGGACGAAUGUGAUACCUUUACCAUCGGAGCACAGCUACGCGGCCAGAACUCCAAGUCGAAGUGCAAUCUAACAGUAGCUCCAGUCAAACUCCGAGCGAGGGAAGGCAUGUAGCAACGAGGGCACAAUGUGCUGAUGGUAAGAAGAGCGAUGUAAGGCUGGCAGAAAAAUGCUCUCAUGGCCAGACACAUCCCUUAGUCUGUAUCUGGCCGGAGUCUGUUUCACCGUCUAGCACAUACUAUGCGGCAUGCUUUUUUUCUUCCUC
Messenger RNA from Cladophialophora immunda, 2265 nucleotides. RefSeq lists its product as uncharacterized. NCBI's taxonomy places the organism in Eukaryota, Fungi, Ascomycota, Eurotiomycetes, Chaetothyriales, Herpotrichiellaceae. Bases 136 to 1875 code for a protein of 579 amino acids. The transcript has a single exon. The record is from RefSeq and is a predicted model, not a curated record.